AUGAGUGUAAACCCCAGAAAAUCCAUUAACGCAAUUGCAAAGGGGCUGAAUUUUUCAAGGCACUCUUUCGGAGGAACCUUCGGUACAAAUGUCAUUCAUUCUCUUUUACUUUUCUCCUUUACGGCUUUCUUUCUUUUUUCUUUCUUUCUUUUUUCUUUCUUUCUUUUUUCUUUCUUUCUUUUUAUCUCUCUUUCUUCCUUAUUUCUCUCUUUCUUUUUUCUAUCUUUCUUUCGUUCUUUCUUUCGUUUUCUCUUUCUUCCUCUCCCUCUUUCUUUCUUUUUCUCUCUUUCUUUUCAUUUUUUUUCAUUUUUCUCUUUUUCAUUCUUUCUCUCUCUCUCUCUUUCUUUUUUCUUUCUUUUUAUCUCUUUCUUUCUUUCUUUUUCUCUUUUCUUAAUUUUUUUUCUUUCUACCUUUCUUUUGCCACAAUCGCUUCUUGUUCUAUCCUGUUUGCAAUUUAUCCUAAUGGUUCUUUAUUUUCAUCACAUUCUUAAUUUUCUUCUUAAUCUUCUUUUUGCAAUUUCCCUGAUAUUCAUUUAUAUAUAUAUUUCUUCUUCUUCUUCUUCUUCUUCUUCUUCUUCUUCUUCUUCUUCUUCUUCUUCUUCCUCAAAAGCGGAAGUUUCAUUCCCAGACAGCUUCACUCAGGUCGAGACCUGCGCAGGCGCAAACGCAUCGGUUCAAACCAUUUUGAACGUCAUUCGCUCUGUUCGUCGUAAACAUCGCCGCCAUUUUCUUUCUUUCUUUUUCGUUCCGUCACAAACGACUACAAACAGCAGCAGCAGCCGGGACGCAACCCCUGCCCAAACCCGGCAGCACCUAAAGUCUGCCUUGGCCCUGCGUGGCCAUUAUAUCGCUGCUGGCGAUGUGGGAGGGAGUUAG
Messenger RNA from Acanthosepion pharaonis, 876 nucleotides. Lineage: Eukaryota; Metazoa; Mollusca; Cephalopoda; Sepiida; Sepiidae. The record is from the annotation of a GenBank genome assembly.